AUGGGGUCGAGAGCGACCGUAGUCCAGGAGAUUCAGCUGGGGAGAGACCCCGAAUCUCAGCUGCCUGUAGACUCGGGAGACCUGCGCCAGGUGCCUGUAAGUUUGUCGUGGGAGAAGCUGACGGUGACCGUGCCUGAUUCGAAAGGAAAGACACGAGAAAUUCUGAAAGAUGCCUCAGGCUAUGUGGAGCCAGGGUCUUUACUGGCAAUCAUGGGUGCCUCGGGUGGGGGCAAAUCCACCCUGCUCGAUGCACUUGCGGGACGGCUAGCUAAGAACGCACGUGUGGAAGGGAACGUCCUUGUCAUCGGCACCUCGCAGCGCCUGUCAUACGGAAACUCUGCGUAUGUGACCCAGGACGAUGCCCAUUUGAUCGGCACGCUGACGAAGAUGGGCCUCUCCGAGGUGGCUGAUACGUACAUUGGAAAUUGGCACAUCCGGGGAAUCAGUGGAGGUCAAAAGCGGCGCGUCAGCAUUGCAAUGGAGCUGAUCACAAAGCCAAGCUUGAUGUUCUUGGAUGAGCCGACGAGCGGCCUGGACAGCGCGGCCGCCUUCUUCGUAACGGCCUCCAUCCGCAAGCUGGCGUCCGAAAAUCGGACCAUCCUGGCGGUCAUUCACCAGCCCAGCAGCGAAGUGUUUGCUCUGUUUGACAAGCUAUGCCUCCUCUCCGGCGGCAAGACGCUCUUCUUCGGCGCCGCCAGCCAGGCGCUGCCCAUGUUCGAGGCGGCCGGCGUGCCCUGCCCCAAGAACCGCAACCCCAGCGACCAUUUUCUACGGGCGAUCAACCGCGACUUUGAAGAGGUCAAGUCCAAGAGCGACGCGGCGCUCUUCGCGCCCCUCCUCAAGGACGCGGACCCUGCGGCAGAGCUGACGGUGGAUGACGUCAUCCAGAAGCUCGCGGACACGUAUGCGGCGUCCCCGGAGGCGAGCGAAAGGAGCGCCAAGCUGGCGGCGAUUACGGGGAUGCAGGGCCCGCCGCUGAAGCAGCUGCUGACGCCAUCGGUCGGAACGGCCCUUCGACACACAUACAUUCUUACCCUGCGCAGCUUCACCAACAUGUGGCGCAACGUGGGCCUCUAUUGGCUGCGGGUCGUCAUGUACGCGAUGCUCAUGGUCUGCAUUGGGACCAUCUACUACGACAUCGGAGACAGCUACAACAGCAUACAAGCGCGGGGUGCCGUCCUGUUCUUCGUGGUCGCGUUUCUGACCUUCAUGUCAAUCGCCGGUUUCCCUGCCUUCAUCGAGGAUAUGAAGGUGUUUACCCGGGAGCGGCUGAACGGGUACUAUGGCGUGACGGCCUUCGUGCUGAGCAACAGUUUGAGCAGCCUGCCGUUCCUCUUCCUCAUCUCGCUGCUCUCGGCGCUGAUCGGCUACUGGCUCAUCAAACUCCAGAACGAUUUCGGACGCUUCGUCUACUUCGUGCUCAUGCUCUUCUCUUCCCUCGCCGUUGUCGAGUCCCUGAUGAUGGUCAUCGCAGCAAUCGUACCGAUCUUCCUCCUGGGAAUCGCGGCCGGCGCCGGUAUUUUAGGCAUGUUCAUGCUCGUCUGCGGCUUUUUCCGCCUGCCCAAUGACCUACCCGAUCCGGUUUGGCGGUACCCGUUCUACUACCUCAGCUUCCACACAUACGCGUUCGAGGGCUUCAUGACCAACGAGUUCACCGGGCUCACGUUCGAGAACCGGCUGGCGAACUUGCCGCGGCUGACCGGGGAUCAAGCGUUGGAAUUCUUCGACCUUCAGGACAAGAAGAAGUGGAACGAUCUGGCCGUCAGUGUUGGGAUGCUCGUUGCUUACCGCCUCCUCUUUCUUCUCAUUCUGAAGGCGAAAGAGUGGAGACACAAAUAGAGUCGAGCAGUUUUGUAGAGGGGUCUGUGGGCAAACCGCCUCGCCUCUACGCCCUGUGGAUCAGAUGAUUGCUAUGCGAGCCUCCUUUUGCCGCAGCUCACCGAAGCAGAUCAAGUGCGAGUUAUUUUGUUAUAUAACUUAAGAUUUCUCUACUUGACCGUGAGCCCUACGAGAUGGUCACAUGCAGCAGGCACCGGCCCAUCACUGUUAUUCUUAAACAAUAAUAUGAUUGGAUACUGUCAAUAGAAAGCGGGUAGGUUAUUGGAGCGUUACACUAUUAUACAAUAGAAGUCGUAAUUUUUAGCAUAACUGGUUUACCGUUGAAGUUCAAAUGGCGACUCAUACCGGGACGGACCAGUCACAGAUUGAGCAAGGAGAGGCCUUCUACCACCUCAUUGAAUAAUAAGACGAAAGAGCGCUACAAUCUGAUUUUAUCGCAAUUGUCAAUCUGAAAGCAAAAGAGAUCCUUGUAAGUUGGUUGACCCCC
Molecule: messenger RNA, 2326 nt
Organism: Klebsormidium nitens
Lineage: Eukaryota; Viridiplantae; Streptophyta; Klebsormidiophyceae; Klebsormidiales; Klebsormidiaceae
Source: the annotation of a GenBank genome assembly